CGGCGAAGGGGAAGGUCCGGGCCCGCAGUGCGCACCAGGGGUCGACGGGGCCGCCUGGCCGUCUCUCCUCAGCGCGCGCCCAGCCCGCGCCGCCCGCACUGCCUGUUCCAGAAGCGUCCGCGGCGCCAGGCUUCACCUGAGACCCUCCAGGACACCAGACCCCAUGGCUUCCUGCAAGGGCCCCUGGUGGCUGCUGCUAUGGAUGGUCUUCCCGCCCUCUGCUCGCCUGCAGGCCUCAGCGGAGACGUCUCCGGGAGCCUACUUCCUGCCCGAGUUUGCGCUCUCCCCGCAGGGAAGUUUUCUGGAAGACACCACAGGGGAGCGGUUCCUCACCUAUCGCUAUGACGACCAGACGUCAAGGAACACGCGUGCGGACGAAGACAAAGACGGCAACUGGGACGCGUGGGGCGAUUGGAGCGACUGCUCGCGGACGUGCGGCGGCGGAGCGUCCUACUCUCUGCGGAGGUGCCUGACCGGCAGGAAUUGUGAAGGGCAGAAUAUUCGAUACAGGACGUGCAGCAAUCAUGACUGUCCGGACGAUGCUGAGGACUUCCGGGCGCAGCAGUGCUCUGCCUACAACGACGUGCAGUAUCAGGGCCGCUACUACGAGUGGCUUCCGCGCUACAAUGACCCCGCUGCCCCCUGUGCGCUCAAGUGUCACGCCCGGGGCCAAAGCUUGGUCGUGGAGCUGGCCCCCAAGGUGCUGGAUGGAACACGCUGCCACACAGACUCCCUGGACAUGUGCAUCAGUGGCAUUUGCCAGGCGGUGGGCUGCGAUCGGCACCUGAGGAGCCACGCCAAGGAAGACAACUGCGGGGUCUGCGCCGGCGACGGCUCCACCUGCAGGCUGGUGCGGGGACAGUCCAAGUCGCACGUGUCUCCUGAAAAAAGGGAAGAGAACGUGAUCGCCGUUCCUUUGGGAAGUCGCAGUGUCAGAAUCACAGUAAAAGGGCCUGCCCAUCUCUUUAUUGAAUCCAAAACGCUCCAGGGAAACAAAGGGGAGCACAGCUUUAACAGCCCUGGAGUUUUCGUCAUAGAGAACACAACAGUCGAGUUCCAGAGAAGCUCGGAGAGACAGACCUUUAAGAUUCCUGGGCCCCUGAUGGCUGAUUUCAUCUUCAAGACCAGGUACACGGUGGCCAAGGACAGCGUGGUCCAGUUCUUCUUUUACCAGCCCAUCAGCCAUCAGUGGAGGCAGACCGACUUCUUCCCCUGCACCGUGACCUGCGGAGGAGGUUAUCAGCUUAAUUCGGCGGAGUGUGUGGAUACCCGCCUGAAGAGGGUGGUUCCUGACCAUUACUGCCAUUACUACCCUGAAAACGUGAAGCCCAAGCCCAAGCUGAAAGAGUGCAGCAUGGACCCUUGUCCAUCCAGUGACGGAUUUAAAGAGAUCAUGCCCUAUGACCACUUCCAGCCUCUCCCCCGCUGGGAACAUAACCCUUGGACGGCGUGUUCGGUGUCCUGUGGAGGCGGGAUUCAGCGGCGGAGCUUCGUCUGCGUGGAGGAGUCCAUGCACGGGGAGAUACUGCAGGUGGAGGAGUGGAAGUGCAUGUACGCCCCCAAGCCCAAGGUCAUGCAGGCCUGCAACCUCUUCGACUGCCCCAAGUGGGUCGCCAUGGACUGGUCUCAGUGCACCGUGACCUGUGGCCGCGGACUGCGAUACCGGGUCGUGCUGUGUAUCAACCACCGCGGACAGCACGUGGGCGGCUGCAACCCACAGCUGAAGCUGCACAUCAAGGAGGAGUGUAUCAUUCCCGUCCCGUGCUACAAACCCAAAGAAAAAAGUCCCGUGGAAGCUAAACUACCUUGGCUGAAACAAGCGCGUGAAUUAGAAGAGACGAGAAUAGCAACAGAAGAACCAACGUUCGUUCCGGAGCCCUGGUCCGCCUGCAGCACCACGUGUGGGCCGGGCCUUCAGGUCCGAGAGGUCAAGUGCCGCGUGCUGCUCACGUUCACACAGGCGGAGACGGAGCUGCCGGAGGAGGAGUGUGAGGGCCCCCGGCCGCCCGCGGAGCGGCCGUGCCUGCUCCAGGCCUGUGGGGACGGCCCCGCCGCCCUCCAGCCCGACGCCUCCCUCCCAGAGCCGGACAGCGAGAUGACUUACCACUGGGAGUACGCGGGGUUUACCCCUUGCACAGCGACGUGUUUGGGAGGCCGCCGAGAAGCCGUGGCGGUGUGCUUGCACAUCCAGACCCAGCAGACCGUCGACGACAGCCUGUGCGACGUGGCCCACCGUCCCCCGGCCAUGAGCCAGGCCUGUAACACAGAGCCCUGCCCGCCCAGGUGGCACACGGGCUCUUGGGGACCCUGCUCAGCUACCUGUGGCGUCGGGAUCCAGACCAGAGACGUGCACUGCCUGCACCCCGGGGAGCCCCCCACCCCCGCCGAGGAGUGUGGCGAGGAGAAGCCCCAUGCCUUGCAAGCCUGCAACCAGUUCGAUUGCCCGCCUAGUUGGCACAUUGAAGAAUGGCAGCAGUGUUCCCGGACGUGCGGUGGGGGAACUCAGAUCCGGAGGGUCACCUGUCGGCAGCUGUUGACAGACGGCAGCUUUCUGAACCUCUCAGACGCGUUAUGCCAGGGCGCCAAGGCCUCAUCUCACAAGUCCUGCGCCAGGACAGACUGCCCGCCUCACGUAGCCGUGGGGGAGUGGUCGAAGUGCUCGGUCAGUUGUGGCUCGGGAACCCAGCGAAGAAAGCAGAUGUGUCAAAGGCUGACGGCCAAGGGCCGGCGCGUCCCCCUCCCUGAGACCUUGUGCCGUGACCUUCCGGGGCCCCCUCUCGUGAGAGCGUGCCACAUGCCCGCGUGCAGCAAGAUGAAGACAAAGCCUGGUGGGCGGGGUCCUCAGAUCCUGGGUGUCCAGAGAGUCUACAUUCAGACGAGGGAAGAGAAGCGUAUUAACCUGACCGUUGGUAGCCGGGCCUAUCUGCUGCCCAACACCUCUGUGAUCAUUAAAUGCCCGGUGCGGCGGUUCCAGAAAUCGCUGAUCCAGUGGGAGAAGGACGGCCGCUGUCUGCAGAACUCCAAACGCCUGGGCAUCACCAAGUCGGGCUCCCUGAAGAUCCACAGCCUCGCGGCCCCCGACAGCGGUGCCUACCGCUGCGUCGCGGGCUCUGCCCAGGAGACUGUUGUCCUCAAGCUCAUUGGAACCGACAACCGGCUCAUCGCGCCCCCGGCCCUGGGCGAGCGCCCCCGGGAACUCCCGGGGAUGGACCCCAGCAAAGCCGACGGCUUGGGAGCCACGUGGCACAAAAUGAGGCAGAUGUGGAGUCACAAAAACGAGCUUUAUCGGGACGAUGGCCAAGUGAAUAACCAGCCUUUCCUCCGAGCGCUGCUGGGCCACUGCCGCAGUUCUGCGGGAAGCCCCGACACCUGGGAGUUGAGGAAUAAGCAGUUUGAAGCAGCUGUCAAACAGGGAGCCUAUAGCAUGGAUACGGCCCAGUUUGAUGAACUGAUAAGAAACAUGAGUCAGCUCAUGGAGACAGGGGAGGUCAGCGACGACGUUGCUUCCCAGGUGAUAUAUCAGCUGGUGGCUGAGUUAGCCAAGGCCCAGCCGGUGCACCUGCCGUGGAGGGCCACCCAGGAAGAGGUGCCCCCCGCGGCUCAGCUAAGAGGGGACACGGGACGUGAACCCCACAGCUCGAGUGUGAAAACCUCAGGCAAGCUGACCUUCAAGCCAAAGGGACCGGUUCUCAGGAGGCCAAGCCAGACCACCUCGAUUUCAUUUAAUAAAACGGUCAAUUCAAGGAUUGGAAGCACAGUGUACAUCACAAAAAAGACGGCGGUCAUAAAUAUUCUGUGUGAGCUCGUGACCCCCAGUGAGGUCACCUACACGUGGACCAAAGACGGAGCGCUGUUACAGCCCUCAGAGAAGAUAAUCGUGUCCGGAGCGGGGAGACUGCAGAUACGGAGCCCCACGGAGAAGGAACAAGGGCUGUAUGGGUGCUCGGUGGCGAACCGCCUGGGCUCCGACGCGGAGAGCUCUCCCGUGCUGCACGCAGAGGCGCCUGUCAUCUUGUUCCUGGAAAGAAACGUCACCAGAGUGGAGCGCGGCCCUCUGUCCGUCGUGGUUGGGGGCACCGUGAGGGCAGCCCUGGGCGCAAACGUGACCAUCCAGUGUCCUGUAAGAGGUGUCCCUCGGCCCACGGUAAGGUGGGUGAAGAGAGGGGGACCUCUGAGUGACAAUGUCUCUGGGCUCAUCAAUGGAUCCCUGUGGCUGCAGAACAUUUCCCUUGAAAACAAAGGAACCUACGUCUGCAGGGCCACCAACGCUCUCGGAAAGGCGACGGCAACAUCUGUCCUGCACCUCUUGGAGCCUUUUUGGAAGCUUGGGAACUGGACACCAUGUUCUGCCACCUGCGGCCGCGUGGGAGGCCGAGUUCAGCGACCCCAGUGUGUGAUGGCCAGUGGACAGGAAGUGAGCGCGGCCCUCUGCAGCCACCUCCAGAAGCCCCGCGCCGGGUUUCAGCCCUGCCACACCCGGGACUGCCCCGCGAGGUGGUUCACGAGCCCGUGGUCCGAGUGCUCUGUGUCCUGCGGGAGAGGAGUCCGCGUCCGGCGCGUGACGUGCAAACGCACAAAAGCCAGCGGCUCCGCGCGGGUGCUGCCGGCCGUCGCGUGUGACCCCCACGGCAGGCCUCUGGGGAGGAGACCGUGUUCCAGCCACCCCUGCGUCGUUGAACCGGGGGGCCAGUGUCCUGGACGCUGCCUGGGCCGCGCCGCGAAGAUACAGCAGCAUCUUGACGUCUGUCAGCACAACAGCUCGGACUCCAGCUGUGACGAAGGAAGGAGACCCACGCCUGGGAGGAACUGCUCGUCAGCGGCCUGUGGCGUGUGCUGGCACACCGGCCCCUGGAGGCCGUGCACAGCAGCCUGUGGCCGGGGCUUCCAGUCCCGGAGGGUGGACUGCGUCCACGCCAGGAGCUGCCGACCCGUGGCCGAGAGGCGCUGUCUGCCGAGGAAGAAACCGGCCUCCUGGCAGCACUGUGGGGGGCCUUCCUGUGACAGAAACUGCACAGACACAACUUACUACUGUACAUUUGUAAAGCAUCUUAACUUGUGCUCGCUGGACCUGUACAGACAAAGGUGCUGCCGGUCGUGCCACGCAGGACAAACCUCUGGAGGGGGCGGGACGCUGCUGUGAAGAUAGAGCAGAGACGUAGGAGCGCCUCCCGCCAUGGAGCUGGUUCGCAAAUGUGCAUUUCUUCAAAAACUCUAGGCCCUGCCGUCCCACCCAGGUCCAGGCACAGUCACCGCGGUUAAAAUUUGGUACUGUCAUUUUCCCAUGGCCGGUCUUUCAUUUCAAUUCUGUUCAGUGAUGUAUUCCAGGACUAGGCAAAACGCCCUAGCAGGCCCACCGUGGCACAUGCGACAGCAUCGUGUCCGUCUUGGCAGGCGGUCACCAAAGGCCACGUGUGCGACGUCACAUGCUGCUGCUUCCCGUGAGGUGUAGACUAGUGUCACGCAGGGCGUCCUGGAGAUGGGGGAACACCGCGACCGAUGGCUUCCUCCUCUCUCGACUCUCGACUCUUGACUCUUAGGGUUUCUGCGGGUUUAUAAGGCAUUUACAUUUUAGAAGCUCUGGCCGGUAGUUAGUUAUUCACACGUUGGCACUAAUGGGAUUUUUAUGGAUCCUUAAGCUUAGUCUGAGAAAGAGACGGUCACUGUGGACAGGCUUGUAACACUCACUGGUCCAAGGAUCAUAUGGGGAGGUCACCUCGUCCUUGCUCUUAAAGAACCUGCGGGCGAAAAGGGACGCUGUUGCUGCCGCUUGCACAACUCUGCACGCCCGCCGGCGGCCCAGCAAGACAUCUUGGAAAUCACAGCAGAGGGAAAGUUAACUUCUACUGAUUUUGAAGUAUAUUCGAUGGUGUAAGAGCUGUGAAUGAAACUUUUUCUGAGCGCUAUUGUCUUGCACACAAACAGAAAUUCAAAGCCGUAUCAGACCUAAUUUAUCAUCAAGUGGUAUUCCUAAGGAUUUUUAUUUUGGAGAAAUGAUAAGAAAGUAAUCUCAAUAUGAAACACGGUAGUUGAAAAAAAAUUGUUUAUGGUACAUCAUUGUUCUAAUUGGAAGUCAUUUUUCAUCACAUCCAAAGUGAAUUAGGGUGAGGCCGGAAGGUACUCUUAGGAGGGGGGUCGAGGUAGGCUUUGGCAGCUACGUCUAGGGCUCGUUUUUGAUUCA
Molecule: messenger RNA, 6178 nt
Organism: Pteronotus mesoamericanus
Lineage: Eukaryota; Metazoa; Chordata; Mammalia; Chiroptera; Mormoopidae
Gene: ADAMTSL3
Product: ADAMTS like 3
Exons: 29
Coding region: 164-5140 (1658 amino acids)
Biological process (GO): extracellular matrix organization
Cellular component (GO): extracellular matrix
Source: RefSeq, a predicted model, not a curated record